This is a messenger RNA of Phyllostomus hastatus (greater spear-nosed bat), 2270 nucleotides long. RefSeq names its product serpin family D member 1 (gene SERPIND1). The record is from RefSeq and is a predicted model, not a curated record. Lineage: Eukaryota; Metazoa; Chordata; Mammalia; Chiroptera; Phyllostomidae. The coding region runs from base 68 to 1624 and encodes 518 amino acids. The transcript has 5 exons. Gene Ontology annotation, molecular function: serine-type endopeptidase inhibitor activity. Gene Ontology annotation, biological process: blood coagulation; negative regulation of endopeptidase activity.
GACGUAUUUACUUUGGGAGAUACGCAACAACGGCCCAGCACCAAAGUUCACUUUGAAACUGUGCUGGAUGACCUUGGCUGAUUUCAUCUCUGCAACACAUUUCUCAGAAGCACAGAGCUUUCGCUCUGCCAAAAUGAAAUGCCCACUCCAAUCCUUCAUUGUUUUUCUCAUAAUAACAUCCGUGUGUGGGCACAACGGCCUGGUGGAUCAGCCUGAGAAAGGAGGGAGAGGUUCCACGUCUGUGGGUCCCCAAUGGGAGCCAUUAAAGAGCAAAAACCUGAGCAUGCCCCUUCUCCCUGCUGACUUCCACAAGGAAAACACGGUCACCAAUGACUGGAUCACUGAGGGGGAGGAGGACGAGGACUACCUGGAUCUGGAGAAGCUGCUCAGCGAAGACGAUGACUACAUUGACAUCAUCGACGUGGUUUUGCCGACAGAUCCAGAGGCCAGUGCUGGGAACAUCCUCCAGCUCUUCCAGGGCAAGACCCGGAUCCAGCGUCUUAACAUCCUCAACGCAAAGUUCGCUUUUAACCUUUACCGAGCACUGAGAGAACAGACCAGUAAUUCCGACAACAUCUUCAUAGCCCCUGUGGGCAUUUCUACUGCCAUGGGUAUGAUUUCCUUGGGCCUGAAGGGGGAGACUCACGAACAAGUGCACUCAAUUCUGCACUUUAAAGACUUCGUCAAUGCCAGCAGCAAAUACGAGAUCACGACCAUUCAUAAUCUCUUCCGUAAACUGACUCAUCGACUCUUCAGGAGGAAUUUUGGGUAUACACUGCGGUCAGUCAAUGACCUUUAUAUCCAGAAGCAAUUUCCAAUCCUGAAUGACUUCAAAACUAAAGUAAAAGAAUACUACUUUGCCGAAGCCCAAGAGGCUGAUUUCUCAGACCCUGCCUUCAUAUCAAAAACCAACAACCACAUUCUGAAGCUCACCAAGGGCCUCAUUAAAGAUGCUCUGCAGGAUAUAGACCCAGCCACUCAGAUGAUGAUUUUAAACUGCAUCUACUUUAAAGGGUCCUGGGUAAAUAAAUUCCCAGUGGAAAUGACCCACAACCACAACUUCCGCCUGAAUGAACGAGAGGUGGUCAAGGUUUCCAUGAUGCAGACCAAGGGGAACUUCCUGGCGGCAAAUGACCAGGAGCUAGACUGUGACGUCCUGCAGCUGGAGUAUGUGGGGGGCAUCAGCAUGCUAAUUGUGAUCCCACACAAGCUGUCUGGAAUGAAGACCCUCGAGACACAGCUGAUGCCCCAGGUGGUGGAGAGAUGGCAGAAAAGCAUGACAAACAGAACUCGAGAGGUGCUCCUGCCCAAAUUCAAGCUGGAGAAGAACUACAACCUGGUGGAGGCCCUGCAGUCCAUGGGGGUCACAGCACUGUUUGAUAGAAACAGCAACAUGACAGGAAUCUCAGACCACAGGAUCAACAUCGACCUGUUCAAGCACCAAGGUACCAUCACAGUGAAUGAGGAGGGCACCCAAGCUGCUGCUGUGACCACAGUGGGGUUCAUGCCGCUGACAACCCAAGUCCGCUUCACCGUGGACCGCCCUUUUCUGUUCCUCGUCUAUGAGCACCGUACCAGCUGCCUGCUCUUCAUGGGGAGAGUUGCCAACCCCACCAAGUCUUAAAGGUGGAGGUCUGGGUGUCUCACGUUUUGGGGGAACUCUGUAAUUCCGUUUCCAUUCUAACAGUGAGAACGGAGAUGUUUGGCAUCACGACCUUUGUGGUUUAUGCUCCCAUUCUGAAGUUGAGGCCCACAUGAGAGGAGAAAUUUAGCGACAACUGACGAGCUUGCCUGAAUCAAUUUCACCCAGUGACCAACACUGUCAGUUCAUAGCAGUUAAUGUACCUGUAGCAUGUCAGCUGUUACCUAGAGGGUGUUGGCAACAUGGACACCAGCUUCCCUCCCUGGGCGCUUCCUUCCCUUGCAGCCCCCGUCCUUGCGCAUCUGGCUCUAUUACUCAGAGCCUUUCUCAACCAGGGCUCCUCAUCUCCACACAGAACACAGAAACGAGCGGCACGACUGAAGUCUCACCUUUCUUCAGGAUGGUGCACAGCCGUCACCAUUCCUGAUGCCCAGGAGAGAAGCCCCCCUGUGAUAUUUUCAAGGGGUGCCCUGGACAUGAGGGCUGAAUUUUCACAAAGGCCCAACCUUCUGAACUGCUGCUGUCAUCUGUACUCCUGCUGUCACCUCACUGCUGCCCAGAGGACAGUAUGUACACAUGGCCUUGCCUCCUACCCUAGAGAUAAAUAAAUAUCACCACUUUCACUGUG